ACACUACCACGACUUUGCAACCUUCGCAGCCAUCACGCCACACUAGGACCACUCUUAGACACAGCUGGAACCGUAGAAUUCGGUUACAACGGCUUUCACCCACCACACUCGUGACCCCGCAGCCACAUCUUUCCGCACGCUUUUCCGCCCUCCGCGUUGUACACGAUACGACAAGCUUUAAGGUGGAGUCUAGGCUGUUAUUUGCGGAUCUGAACCGGCAGCAGAUGAAAGUAAUUGCCUCCAGAUCUCACACCACCAAUUUCCUCCCACUGGCCACUCUCUUUCCAAGUAGCGAACCAUCAUGCCCCUCCAAGUCCCCAAAUACUGUGACCUCCCCGUAAAACCCGACGCACCUCCCGGCUCCGCAUGGGGCGUCUUCGACAAGGACGGGACACGCGACGUAUACGGGACCCUGAAUUUCAUAACGUCUGAAGCUGUGGUGGCGGCAAAAGAAGAGAUUCAAAUCGGAGAGUCCGUGGUGCUCAAUCUCCCCUUCCACCUCCCCCACGUGCCCUGCGGCGCCGAAAUCCGCAAGAAGUCCACGCACCAUGUGCUGACCAAGAACUUCGGCAUGUACUGCCUCGACGACGAAGUGAGCUUCAACACGCAGAGCUCGAGCCAAUGGGACGGAUUGUUGCAUUACGCGCACCAGGAGCGCCAGGAGUUCUACAACGGCGUCAAGUACGCUGAUGUCGCCGAAACACAGACAGAUGUGACGCUUGGGGUACAAGCAUGGUGCGACCGCGGUGGCAUCGUCGGCCGCGGCCUUCUUCUCGACUUCGUGCGCUAUGCAGCCAAACACAACAUCGCCUACGACGCGCUGACCAACUACGCCAUCACCCUCGCCCAAAUCAAAGACAUGAUUGCGGACGCGAAGCUAGAGAUCCGGCAAGGCGAUAUCCUGAUGAUCCGCAGCGGGCUUAGCAAAUGGAUCCGCUCGUCGACCCCCGAGAACGGGGACCCGUGGGUAGGGAACAAGCAUAUUGGCGUGGACGCGACGGCGGAGCUGGUCGAGUGGGUGUGGGAUCAGAACCUCGCGGCUGUGGCGGGGGAUGCGGUGGCGUUUGAGGCGUGUCCGUGUCCGGAUGGGAGCUUUAUGCGACUGCAUCAGGCAGCACUGGCGGGCUGGGGGAUGCCGAUUGGCGAGCUUUUUGAUCUGGAGAAGUUAGCAGAGGUGUGUGAGAGGGAAGGGCGCUGGAGCUUCUUCGUGACGGUUUGCCCGCUGAAUGUGACUGGAGGGGUGGCUACGAUGUGCAAUACGUUGGCUAUCCUGUAACUGAGAAUCUUGAGGGCGCAAUUUUCCAACCCGUGUAGAAUAGAACAUGAGUAGAAUACUUGUUGGUUUCUAAAGGUCCUUCUAAGCAAUAGU
Messenger RNA from Mytilinidion resinicola, 1369 nucleotides. RefSeq lists its product as uncharacterized. Gene Ontology annotation, molecular function: arylformamidase activity. The record is from RefSeq and is a predicted model, not a curated record. The transcript has 5 exons. Lineage: Eukaryota; Fungi; Ascomycota; Dothideomycetes; Mytilinidiales; Mytilinidiaceae. Bases 302 to 1276 code for a protein of 324 amino acids.